CAACACUACUAUAUAACAAAUAAUUUGAGGACCCAUGGGAAGGCAAGACUCCUCUAAGGGGAUGCAAGCUCACAAACCACCAAGGAAAAGUCAAGCUCCAAUGGACAUGUAUCGUAAACAACUGGGUAAAAAGGAGUUCACCGGCAAAAGCAAGAAAGAUUCUCAAGUGAGCAAGAACAAAGCCGAUGCUAAGAAGAGUGCAUUAGGAAUAAAGGAUGUUAUUCUAAUACUGACGUGCGGGGUCGCCUUGUUAGCUAUUGUCUACAUGCUACUUUACUUCUCCAUCCAGUACUCUACUGACGAUAACUAGAAACUUACGAAUACUUGGAAAUAACCCGACUAAAGAGACGAUAACAGCUUCAAAUUUUAUGGGAUUAAAUAUGUGUUAUGAUGUAUUUUUUAGGGUUAGAACAGAUUUUGUGAACAUUUUUUUGAGUUAAUAAACGUUUGUAGUUAUCUUAUUAUUUAAUUUUAAUGUAUGAUAAAUUUGUAACAUUGCCCAUGCUUGAAUUUUUACAAAGCAUGUUUAAGAUUUAAAUUUGACAGAAUUGCAUGACUUCAUUGAAAAGUUCAGGAUGAGGUUUUUCAUAAAUUGUAGCAGUUGCUCACACACCACAGACAGUUUGCUAAUCUAAUAUAGUGUCUUGAGAACUGGUAGUUUGUGUAUUCUAACUGGUAUAGAAUCUGAGUGUAAAUUCCAAAUGGUUUAAAAGGCUAGUAUAAGCUGUAAUCUAAGAUAAUAUUGAUGAAAGUUACAUUUUCAGUAAUUCGUGAUUCAAAAUUAUUAGGCAUGUGUCAGUUUUCGAAGAUUGCACGUAUUCAAAUUGUAAAUAUAGUAAUAAAACAUUUCAAUUUCGAUAAAGAAAAUCAACCUCUGAAACAAACAA
Messenger RNA from Bolinopsis microptera, 887 nucleotides. RefSeq names its product triple QxxK/R motif-containing protein-like. NCBI's taxonomy places the organism in Eukaryota, Metazoa, Ctenophora, Tentaculata, Lobata, Bolinopsidae. Gene Ontology annotation, cellular component: endoplasmic reticulum membrane. Bases 35 to 310 code for a protein of 91 amino acids. The transcript has 4 exons. The record is from RefSeq and is a predicted model, not a curated record.